UCGGCCGCAAAGAUAUCCUGAUAGCAGCAACGAACAUAAUCAGGGCAGACAAGCUGAUUUAGUUAAUGUGGACGAUGACGGUCACGAAGAUGAUGACGAUGAUAACGAUAGCUGUGGCAGAAUUUCACCAGGAGGCCCUGCAGAUGAGUACCUCCCGCAUUCUGCCUUCACCGAUCAAACAGUUGAUGGACAGAUGGCCGUGAGCUAUUCUCAGUCUCCUGACACCACCAAAUCCGUCGAAGUUGUAAGAGACUCCCUUCCUUCUUCAAGGAUGAACGUCAAAGCAGAGUCGGAAAAGUCAUUUUUGAGCGCAUGCCACAGUCCUACGCCUAGCCCCUCAUCCUCCCCAACGGCCAGCCCUUGUUCAGCUCGCAGCUCCUCUCCGUACCCAGGGUCGCCGCCCCUAUCGCCUCCCCCUUCGUCCUACUGCACGCCAUUCUCUGAAGGCACUCGGAGUCUCUCGUUCAGCUGCCCCAGCAGCCUCUACCCCGGCAGCAUCCUAACGUCAGGUGCUGCAGGCAUUAUCUCUUCGAGUACCUCGGCCUUCCUCCCACAUCCAAGACGAGCUAUGGCUGCUGCUGCGGCAGCGGCUGCAGCUGCGGCGGCAGCUCUCAGUCCAGCUGCUUCACAUCUUUUUUCAGCUGCAAGCACUCAUUGCAGUAACAUUUCAGUCAGCAGCGUCACCUCAAGCUUCAGUUCUACCACUCCUGGUGGUCAUUAUGUUGCUGCUCGACUCACGCCUGCUCGCAUCGCCUCUGGUCGAUCAGGUGACAGGCUGCUGGACAUCCCGUGCAAGGUGUGCGGUGACCGAUCGUCCGGCAAGCAUUACGGCAUCUACUCAUGUGACGGUUGUUCUGGUUUCUUCAAGCGCAGCAUUCACCGCAAUCGCGUGUACACAUGCAAAGCUUCAGGCGACCUCAAGGGAAAAUGUCCCAUCGACAAGACGCAUCGCAACCAAUGCAGGGCCUGUCGCCUCAACAAGUGCUUCUCCGCAGCCAUGAACAAAGACGCAGUACAACACGAGCGCGGGCCUCGCAAGCCGCGACCUAAGGACACGGCCGGUCUGCCCGGCGUCUCAGUAACGUUCCCUGGAAUGCUGCCGCACUCGGACCACAACCCCUUCCAUUACACCGCCACCUCCGCCGCCAUCGAUUCCAACAACUCCACCAGGCUUAGGCCAAUGUUGUUGCCUCCACCACCUCCACCGUCUGGUACAUCAACAUUACCAAACAUUAAGCACACUCACCUCAACCAGCACAGACCCAAUACCCAUCAUGGACUCACCGAGGGACUUAUUGCUCCAACUCCUCUCUUUCUACCCCACUCGACCCAUGCGAGUGUCCCAGUGAUGCCGUUCUCACCACAACAUGAAAAAAUGUGGCUCCACGCAUCUCCGUCGCACAACGCAGCUCUGAACAACAUCACAAACAGCAUCGCUAGUAAAAUCAACAGCAGCAGCAGCAGUAAUAGCAUCAUAACUAGUAUCAGUGACCACGCUAACAGGAUGAAUAUGAAUGAAAUAUCGGAGAGUGCAUUCCACGACAAUAAACCUACACUCGAAGAUGGAAUAGACGAUUUAUCAUCCAGUGCAGCAUCGAUUAUUAGUAAAUUAUCAUCAAGCACAAUUGUGUUCAACCAUGGCUCUAACACCAAUCAGGCAUCACCCAACAACAACAACGAUUCCAACAGACACUCCCUCUCCUCCUCAAGUUCGAGUAAUCCCUACGAUGGUUCAAACAUCAUCUUCAACGGUAACCUCUUCUCAAGAGCAGCAAUUGGGGCCACAGCUUUUCACUUCCCCAUGUCGUCAAUGCCUACAAUACUCCCCUUUGCUCCCACAUGGGAAAUUUUCCAGGAGACCACAGCUCGGCUGCUCUUCAUGAUGGUGCGUUGGAUCAGGUCUUUGGCUCCAUUCCAAACACUCUCACGACAAGACCAGUGCACGUUGGUUGAGGCGUCAUGGAAGGAGCUCUUCCUAGUACACUUGGCACAGUGGUACCUUCCUGUGGACCUUGCCCCGCUACUCACCUCUCCUGCCGCGUCUCUCAGAGUGCCUCAAGACGUACGCACGGCCAGCGAGGUCGCCACAAUACAGGACGUACUCAGGCGCUUCAGGCACCUCAGCCCCGACACCACAGAGUGUGGCUGCCUCAAGGCAGUGCUGCUCUUCAAACCAGAAGCAGGAGACCUGGUAGACCUUCACCCUGUAGAGAUGCUACAAGACCAGGCUCAGUGCAUCCUCAGCGACUACAUCAGGAGUCGCUUGCCACGCCAGCCCACGCGCUUCGGGCGCCUGCUGCUGCUGCUGCCGGGGCUGAAGACGGUGAGGGCGUCCACGGUGGAGGCGCUUUUCUUCAGAGACACCGUCGGGGAUACGCCCAUACACAGGCUCGUGCUCGAUAUGUACACCAUGGACAAAAGCGACUGAAUUAAUAUCAAAUAUUGUGUCUCCAUCAAAUAUUCCAUCGCGCAUUUUACUUCAGGUUCGUAGUUUGCAUCAUGAAUUAGAACCAGUCGGUAAAUUUCUUGGCUUAAAAAAAAUGUAACAUGUUCAUUCAUGGUUGAAGUUAAAGGAUUAAGAAUAUCUAACAUUUUCGAUAGAUGAUAUUAUUUGAAAUGAAACCUGGAUACAUGGAAUUCUUUAAACGCUUAUUGAUGCAUUGUCAACACAGCAUCAUUUCAAUCAAUGUAUGGACGUUGUUACGAUGUAUGAAUAUUUAAUAACGAUUCCUAUCCGCGUGAUCCGAAACAAAAUACCAAAUAAUGAGCGUUUCUAGUAAAGCUGAAAAGGAUGAUAAUGCAAAAAAUGAUGUCUAGCGUGAUGUUGAACUAAUGAACCAUCAAAUUUCUCGAGUUUUGGAUAAUCUCAAGAUUGCAAGUCUUUGAAAAAUUAUUGUAAAUUAAAAUCUGAAAGAAUUUGACUAAGUCCUACAUUUACUUCAUUUAAAGUGUUUUUUUUUGUACAAAUCCAAGAUAUCUUCUGAAUUCAUUGAUGUGAUUAUAAUAUCUCAUGCUCCACAAUUUUAGCUUUACCAUAAGAACCAUAUGUUUAUCGCGUAGGUAACUUGAAUACUGUGAAUUAUUGUGCCAAAUUUGUGUAGACUUCAAUAUGAUGACUCUUCACUGCAUCACUCUGACUUCUGCUCGAAUUUUUUUUAUUUUAUUUUUUUACCGGUAUAUAUCGCAACUUUGUUCACAUGGGAGUACACUCUUAUAAAAAAUGUUGCAUUAUAUUUUUCUCCUCUGCAUGA
This is a messenger RNA of Hyalella azteca, 3251 nucleotides long. Its product is annotated as protein dissatisfaction-like. The record is from RefSeq and is a predicted model, not a curated record. Gene Ontology annotation, biological process: anatomical structure development; regulation of transcription by RNA polymerase II; cell differentiation. NCBI's taxonomy places the organism in Eukaryota, Metazoa, Arthropoda, Malacostraca, Amphipoda, Hyalellidae. The transcript has 9 exons. Gene Ontology annotation, molecular function: nuclear receptor activity; RNA polymerase II cis-regulatory region sequence-specific DNA binding; zinc ion binding. The coding region runs from base 194 to 2428 and encodes 744 amino acids.